This is a messenger RNA of Clunio marinus, 237 nucleotides long. The record is from the annotation of a GenBank genome assembly. NCBI's taxonomy places the organism in Eukaryota, Metazoa, Arthropoda, Insecta, Diptera, Chironomidae.
AUGGAUAGAAAAUCUUUUCUGAAACAUAACAAAUUAAUCAAAGCAUUAACAAAAGGCGAGUUUCAGACACAACAGAAUGAAAUUGAAGACAGCAAAAAAAGGAAAAUAUGUACAUCAUUUUCACGGCGUAGUGAGCAAAACGUGCGCGCAUUGGAAGUGAAAAUUUCGAAUGAAUUCGAGAGUGUGAGACAAGAGGAAAAAAAAGUUUUUGACAGCAAAGGCCAUCAUGAAGUGUAA